Messenger RNA from Plasmopara halstedii, 882 nucleotides. RefSeq lists its product as uncharacterized. Bases 1 to 882 code for a protein of 293 amino acids. The record is from RefSeq and is a predicted model, not a curated record. The transcript is spliced from 3 exons. Lineage: Eukaryota; Oomycota; Peronosporomycetes; Peronosporales; Peronosporaceae.
AUGAUAAGCAAGCGGAAGCGCGACGCUUUCUCAACGCAUGAGAAACUGGUGCAUAAGAGCUGUACGCUGCUGCAGCGCGAGGCAAAAAAGGAUGCGGUAAAGCAACAAAAGCGCGAAUGCAAAUUACGUCACAGUAUUGAGCGGCUUGAACGCGAGCACCUGACACUUAAAAUGAUGGACCUCGCUAAGUUUGUGACUAAGGCCAAGCUGCAGACUGGGCUUGUCAAGCCGCAGCCUCCAAGAAUCGAGCAUGGAAGUGAAUUGCUGGAGGAUGACAGCAACGAGGAGAGCAUUAGACAGAAUAUGCAGGUCGUGAACAAGAAUAUUAAAGAUAUAGAAGUGAAUAUGGUGAAAGGUGCUGAUCACGUGAAGAUACCGUCAGAUAGGGAGGAGAAGCUGACAGAUGGCAAGUUGGAUACAGAAUUGGAAAAAAAGCUGAUUGAACGUUUGCUGGCGCACAAAAAGAUUAUGCCACUUCUUGACGCAAUCAGAAAGCUGGUGGAAAAAAGUGAAAAAGAUGCUGACAAGAAGCGGCGUGCGCAAGAGAAGCGGGCGCUGAAGCGCGGUCGGCACGAGUCAUUGGUUGGGAAUACAGGACGUAGUGGUGCAGUCCCGACUUCUUUAUUCUUAGGCUCUCUGUCAGGACGUGGAGAGAUGGACGCUAGCGAAGAAAUGAGCGCGGAUGGUUAUGGAGCAAUGGCUAGCGCGGACGAUGACAUUGCUGAGUUUUUAGGUUUGAAAGAUGUAGAGCCGCAAAGUCAGCGCCUCAUCUCUGCGUCUUCUGUUGAUGUAGCACACCCGUCGUGGCUCGCAAAGCAGAUGCAGAAAGAAAAAGAGAAGAUUAGUUUUACUGCUUUUACUGGCAAGAAGAUCACAUUUUAA